This is a messenger RNA of Penicillium angulare, 2310 nucleotides long. Its product is annotated as Zn(II)2Cys6 transcription factor. NCBI's taxonomy places the organism in Eukaryota, Fungi, Ascomycota, Eurotiomycetes, Eurotiales, Aspergillaceae. Gene Ontology annotation, cellular component: nucleus. Gene Ontology annotation, molecular function: DNA-binding transcription factor activity, RNA polymerase II-specific; zinc ion binding; transcription cis-regulatory region binding. The transcript is spliced from 7 exons. The coding region runs from base 1 to 2310 and encodes 769 amino acids. The record is from RefSeq and is a predicted model, not a curated record. Gene Ontology annotation, biological process: positive regulation of transcription by RNA polymerase II.
AUGGCCAACAUAAUUAUUGACAGGUCACCGGUCCUUGAUCAUAAGGACGAAGGUAAUCCGCACCUAGGCGCAGAAAUGUCGCACGGUCCAAAAUUGGCAGAUCGCAAAAGGCGCACCCGAAAUGGUUGUCUUAACUGCAGUCGCAGGCGGCGAAAAUGUGACGAAACAAAGCCUGCCUGUACAGGCUGCAAACGACGGGGAGAGGACUGCCAGUGGCGUGUGGUAGGCUCAUUUCGAGAUUCGAAUAUCAAAACACUUGAAUCAGAUCAUCCCUCCAUGAGCCAGGGGGGUGCUGCCAGCAAAGGAAAACGCCAAAGUAAAAUCAAGAUCUUGAAUACUCUUCCAAGCACUCCCCGCACAAAGGAAUUGCCUAAAAGGCAAAUUGAUACCCAAGUAGACCUUGAUUAUCCAGGUACGCCGGAUGUUCCUGGGUUGUCUCCUCCGCCGUCUACUGCCAAUAACGGGCCUGUCUCACUGGUUAAUUCGACCACUGAAAGGCACCCAAGCCAUGUGGCUGCCACUACUAGUUAUAUUUCCAGCCCCAAUGCCGAUCAAGCCCAGGGAUUGUCACCGCCGUUAUCCGGGGAUGCCCCCUCACAUGGAUCUCACGGCACUAGCCACAGGUCUUCUUCCCAGCGUGGCGGUAACCAAGACGAUCCCAGCCAAAGUGGCCCACAUGAUAGCACUAGCCAGGGCCAAUAUUCAGCAAAUUUCAGGUGUAACUUUGAGCCGCCUCUAGCCGAUGACGCUUCCCCCCAUGUCUAUCUCAACUCCAGUCCCCAAUAUUCGAUCAAUGGCCUCACUGCGCUAGGCAAUAUCACGCAAAAUUCUCAAACCCAGGCUUCUGUUACGAAGACCUAUCAGUCCCAUCCUUCCCCAAUCUUUACUCACGAUAUAUUCUCUGAUCCAGUAGAUCUUACGAAUGAUGUUUUUCUCCCUGGCUCCACAUAUGAGGCUCUGCAUACCACACUCCGGAAUCGCCAGCUUUGGACUGCGAGACCUGAUAUACCGACUCAUUAUGGCUGCCGAUGGAAACAAGGCCACACCCCAACCCCAUUCAGCGAUUCAGGUUCAUGUAAUAGGCUUGAGAGGGAACCUCGCCGUUCAAGGCCAGGGAGGUUCAUUGACCUCUCUCCUGAAAGGGAACUUGUACUGUGGCAAAACUACCUAGACGAAAUCUGUUCCUGGCUUGACAUGUUCGAUAACAAUCGGCACUUUGCUUCCACGUUUCCCCAAAUGUCAAAGACGGCCCCCCAUUUGCGCUAUUCCAUUCUGGCACUGUCUGCGCGGCAACUGGAAAGGCUACAAAAUGAGAAGUCACAAUCAGAAAGUCUGUCCUUAUAUCAAGAGGCCAUUCACCUUCUUUUACCCGAGCUGGAAACCAAAUCAACCCCUGUCAUUGCAUCUUGCGUAAUUUUGUGUGUUUUGGAAAUGCUAAGCUGUAAUCCGAAAGAGUGGCGUCGUCACCUCGAUGGAUGCGCAUACCUCAUUCAAGCGGCAGGCAUUAAUGGUUUUUCCGGUAAUGAAGAGCAGGCACUUUUUUGGUGCUUUGCGCGAAUGGACCUCUGUGGUGGACUUAUUUCAGAAGAGGAAACCAUUAUCCCCAUUCAUCGAUGGAGACCUCAAGACAUGAGCUGUGUGGAAGCUUCUGGAUUGUUCCUCUCAUCCGCGAAAAAUAAUUUUGACACAUACGCAAAUUACACCGUCUACCUUUGCGCAGAAACACUCGGCGUUCUUUUUGGGGAUGUAACAAAAGCGCCUCAUCCCUGUACUUCAUGCCAGUCUUUUGCGGAAGAAGAUGGAAACUCAUACAUUCACCGUUGGAAAGAGGUUUUUAGCCAUGCAGAGUUAUGGUAUGAGAAUCGGCCAAGUCAGAUGAAACCUAUCUUUACUGUUGCAGUUGUUACUCCGGACUACAAUGGAAAAAAUAGACCAUUUCCAACUGUCUUAUAUGGGAAUGGUGAUGCCAUCUCCGGUAAUCAGCUCUACCAUGUUUGCGCUCACCUACUACUCCAGCAGAAACCGAAGACAUUGGCGCUCUCCAAAAAGCCUAAAUCGGUUUUAUGGCACGCCCGACAGAUAUGUGCUAUUUCUGCAUCGAACGCACAUCAUGGCUGUUGGACAAAUGCUCUUCAACCUCUCUGGAUAGCUGGGAAGGUGAUGUCCCACUAUUCCGAGCAUGCAGCCAUUGUGGAGACACUCAUUCGAAUUGAGCGUGAGACAGGCUGGGCAACCGUAUGGCGAGUGGAAGACUUGAAGGAUUUCUGGGGUGACUAUGAUAACGACGACUGCGACGUUGAUAUGAACUGA